Messenger RNA from Peniophora sp. CBMAI 1063, 2856 nucleotides. NCBI's taxonomy places the organism in Eukaryota, Fungi, Basidiomycota, Agaricomycetes, Russulales, Peniophoraceae. The record is from the annotation of a GenBank genome assembly.
AUGGCGUCUCUUUCUGAACGCGCGCGCGAGGAUGCUACGCUCUUACAGUCCCUCCUACGCUCUCGCGCCACAGCAAUGCACACCUCUCCGCGUACGGGAAGCGAACCCUCGAGGAGCGUGAAUGUGCCGACCCUGUCGACAAGGAGCGAUGAAUUCGCGGAUUUGUGGGACAAUGCGCUCGACAACUACUUUACGCGAACAGGCGUCAACCUCCGGGAUCGUGAUCAGGAUUUGUAUCGGCGUCUACAGGGCUGCUCCUCGUCAGACUCCGUCGUUCAAGUAUUGGAGGACAUUGCUCUUGAUUUCAAGACAUAUCGGCAGGGUUCAGAACGGGCCAACAAAAUCCGCUCUGCCUUGUCCUCCGUUGCUUACGGAAUAUCCGUUCUGGUGGAGGUGGGAGCGGAAAGCGCUGCUUCGAAGUCUUUCCCAGGCGGCAAGGCCAUCUUCGUGGCCAUUGCGAUUCUCAUCAAGGCAACUCAGGGCGUCAGUCAACGCUUCGAUGCACUGGUCGCAAUCUUGGAGAAGUUCGGUUUCUAUCUAUCCCGUCUACCCAUUCGCAUGGACAUUGGGCUUGGCACUGAAUCGCGCCGCCUCACCAUCCAGUUGCUUUCGAAGAUGGUGCACACGUUUGCUUUAGCUACAGAGACGAUGAAGAAGAGUCGCACGCAUCACUUCAUCAACGUCUUCCUCAACAAGAAUGACGAGACCCACGACCUUACACAGAGCGUGGGAGUUCUAGUUGAAGAAGACGCGCGUCUGGGGCUUGUUGAGAUGCAUCGCGCUGUUAGCCAUCUAUCCGACAAGAUGGAUAGUUUGCUUGCACAUGCAUACAGUUACUCGGAGCGUCAGCCAGAAUCAACUCUCUUGGAUCUUCAAGAUGAACUCGCCAGCGUCAAGGAGAUCACCCGAACCGGAUUUGCCACAUUAACCGCGCAUAUGCCGCUAGCAACCGGCUCUCGAGAAGAGGCACGUCCGCCAACGACUCGUUCGAUACCGAACUCUGUGUCACCAUUCUUCACGACUUGGGAGGAAAGGACAUCCCUCGCCAGUACAAUUGAGGAUGGUCUGGAUGACUGUGUCACUCCGGUCCAGCGACAGUCUUCUGCAGAAAUAGACCGAAUGGCAGAGCGUAUACGAGCCUUGGAGCUAGCACAGGACAGCAUACACGAACAAUUGGCGCAGAAAGAAGGUUCCUCGUGGGAAUGGAAAUUAUGGGCACGAAUGUCGUUGUUGAAACCGGCUCUUCUCACCAGGAUGGUCAACGAACUACACGCCACCUUCCGUGAUCUGACGCCAGAUGACAGAGCGGCCCUUAGAGAGGGAAUUGCCGCGCUGUACGCCGCCGUGAAUAUGACGGUCACUGGUGCCGCCGACGGAGGCACCACAAUUACUGCCUGGUUCGCUGUGUUGCUGAACCCGGGGGCCGUCUUCACCGCGUUUUUACCGCUGGCGGCGGCUUAUACUGUUGCCUACCUCGGCUGGCAGCGUGUGCACUCAUCAUCGUCGGUAACUAAUCUGCGCAGACUACACGAUCCUCGCAUGGACACGAUCAUACUCAUCGACGUCCUGGGUGUGCACAUGCUUUUACCAUUGGAUAGAGUCGGUACAUGGAUGGAGCUGCAUGCCCUUCUCGUCCAUCACUUUACCAACCGAGAAGGUGUCGAAUACGUCAGAAACCAAGCGUAUAUGAUCAUGCAUCCGCAUGGGGACUCCGUUAUACGGCCAAACUCUUGGACGCGCAUCAUAAGAGGUGGCCUGACACUUGAGAUGAGCAUCGUGCUACGACGGAGGUUUCUCGAUUGUCCUUACUGUGGUACUGCAGCUCAUCGACCUCUCGAGGGCCGAACUGAAUGCGUGAGUUGCCAUCGCCAGUACUGGGCGACCAAUGCGGAUACGUCCGAUCCGGACGGCAAUCAGAUGAAAGAGCCUGGCGCUUCUCCUCUUGGCUCCCCCAAUGAACCGCUUUCGGCUCUCUCGAAGGAUGCCAGUCCCGUCUCUGACGGAAGUCUCGACUCCCCAAACUCACCAGGUUUUGAUUCAUUCCGGAGAAUCACCGUACUUCACGCUGCGGCCGUACGACUGCCCGCGGACGCACCGUCCACUGAAGGAUCACUCCACGUUCAGUCACCCGUACCGAUUCCUGCUCCUUCAGUCAUCCCAUCGAGUGAGGUGCCAAGAAGCCCCGUCUUCGAUCACGCGAAAGAAAGGCCCCCAUCCCGCCCGAUCAGUCCUAUCACGCACCGUCUAGCGACCCAUUCUUACCCCGUCGCGUCAUCCUCGCUUCCUCCUGAGACUGUUGUGAUCCCGCCUAGGGUCAAGAUUGCACCACUUCCAAACCGACGCAGAGAAGAAUUGAGGUCACGGUCGCGUUCUCCCUUGAGUCGGGCGUCUUCGUCGACGCCAACACGAACGGAGCCCAGAUCCCCCAACGACAAAAGUCACCCGUAUGGUGCCGAACUAGAUCGCGAGUUAAUGAGCAACCAUCUUGCUCGAGUCUGGCCUCAAGGCCUUCACCCGCCGCGCAGUCGGCGCUCGAGUAUGCGAAGUAGCACCUCCAGGGCUACUGAUGAUGACGGGGACACUACGUCGGGUAUGAGGAGAAGAAGGACGAGCCCGAAAUCACGCGCUGGCGAUGCGCCUAGCCACUCGAAGAGUGGAAGGAUGGGUAGCCUUACUCCUACCGUCGCUAUGACUGGCGCUCCGGAUCCCCUGAAACGAAAUAUCGGACCGGACAAGGCCAUUGCCAAGGGGAAACAGGAUGGUGGACAAGAAGGAUACACCAGCAACACUAGCGCAACAGAAAGCUCGGAACAGUAUUACACCCCGCCGGAAGGGAAUGUAACAUCGUCAAGUUGA